Mesorhabditis spiculigera is the source of this 240-nucleotide messenger RNA. NCBI's taxonomy places the organism in Eukaryota, Metazoa, Nematoda, Chromadorea, Rhabditida, Rhabditidae. The record is from the annotation of a GenBank genome assembly.
AUGGCCGGAAUGCUGUACCUCUGCGCGCUGGCGGCCUGCAUUUUGGGAGCCCUCACACUGCCGCCAAUCGUGCCCAACUCGGACAAGCUGUGCGUGGACGGCCAAAGAAUUGCCACCCCGUGCGUGUGCUGCAAAAAGGACUGCUGGUUCACCGUGGCUACGUUAGCCGCCGAAGAAUUGGGCCACAUCCCCGGGACCGGGGGGAGACGACGAGGCCGUAAAUACAUUGAAGCUGAUCCG